AACCGAGCGUUGGCUUAGUUUUGUUUUCCCGCACAGCAAGCUCUGUGUCUUUCAGAGGAAGGUAAAGGUGGUGAAAACUCCAAACUAAAAUUGUAUCGAAAUGGCUACAGAAAUCGACUUUCUGAGAGAGCAAAAUCAAAGACUAAAUGAAGAUUUUAGGCGGUAUCAAAUGGAAAAUUUUUCUAAAUAUUCAUCUGUACAGAAAGCUGUCUGCCAAGGAGAAGGAGACGACACAUUUGAAAACCUCGUGUUUGACCAAAGCUUUUUAGCUCCUCUUAUAACUGAGUAUGAUAAACAUCUAGGAGAACUAAAUGGGCAGCUGAAAUAUUAUCAGAAACAGGUGGGUGAGAUGAAACUACAGCUUGAAAAUGUCAUCAAGGAAAAUGAAAGGUUGCACAGUGAAUUAAAAGAUGCUGUUGAAAAACAAUUGGAGGCCUUUCCCCUUGGCACAGAGAUAGGAACUGAUACAUAUGCAGAUGAUGAAACAGUCAGAAACCUUCAAGAACAAUUGCAGCUAGCCAAUGAAGAAAAAGCUCAGGCUGUGGAACUCUGGCAGACUGUUUCUCAGGAGUUGGACAGACUACACAAGCUUUACCAGGAACAUAUGACCGAGGCCCAAAUUCAUGUAUUUGAAAGUCAAAAACAAAAGGAUCAGCUUUUUGAUUUUCAACAACUGACCCAGCAACUUCAUGUUACUAAUGAGAACAUGGAAGUGACUAACCAACAGUUUCUGAAAACAGUAACUGAACAAAGUGUGAUGAUCGAACAACUCCGAAAAAAACUUAGGCAAGCCAAAUUAGAGCUGAGAGUUGCUGUAGCAAAAGUGGAAGAGUUAACUAACGCGACUGAAGAUCUGCAGGGACAGAUGAAAAAGAAGGAGAAGGAUGUGGUGUCUGCCCAUGGAAGAGAGGAAGCAUCAGAUAGGCGCUUACAGCAGUUACAGUCCAGUAUAAAACAAUUAGAAAUAAGAUUAUGUGUGACAAUCCAAGAAGCCAACCAAUUAAGAACAGAAAAUACACAUCUGGAAAAACAGACCAGAGAGCUACAAGCAAAGUGCAAUGAAUUAGAAAAAGAGCGAUAUGAGGCUAUUGUAAGAGCCAGAAAUAGCAUGCAACUCUUAGAAGAAGCUCACCUUCAAAAAAGUCAGGCUCUACUUGAGGAGAAGCAAAAAGAAGAAGACAUAGAGAAAAUGAAAGAGACAGUUUCUCGGUUUGUACAAGAUGCUACCAUAAGAACCAAGAAGGAAGUUGCAAACACAAAAAAACAAUGCAAUAUACAAAUUUCUCAAUUAACAGAAGAACUUUCAGCCCUUCAAAUGGAGUGUGCUGAAAAACAAGGCCAAAUUGAACGAGUCAUUAAGGAAAAAAAAGCAGUGGAAGAAGAACUAGAAAAGCCUCUUCUGCAGAUUUACCGUGAAGGCAGAGGAAAUGAAAGUGAUUACAGAAAACUGGAAGAAAUGCACCAAAGAUUCCUGGUUUCAGAGCGUUCAAAAGAUGAUCUUCAGAUAAGACUGACGAGAGCAGAAAAUAGAAUAAAACAACUUGAAAUCGACUCCUCAGAAGAAAUAUCACGUUACCAAGAAAUGAUUCAGAAAAUUCAAAAUGUGUUGGAGUCUGAGAGAGAGAACUGUGGGCUUGUCAGUGAACAAAGGCUAAAACUUCAGCAAGAAAAUAAACAGUUACGGAAGGAGACUGAGAGUUUAAGGAAGAUUGCCCUGGAGGCUCAAAAAAAAGCCAAAUUAAAGAUCAGUACAAUGGAACAUGAAUUUUCAGUAAAGGAACGUGGGUUUGAAGUUCAAUUGAGAGAGAUGGAAGACAGUAAUAGAAAUUCCAUUGUUGAACUGAGGCAUCUCCUAGAGACUCAACAGAAGGCAGCCAAUAGGUGGAAAGAAGAAACGAAGAAACUUACUGAAAGUGCUGAAAUUAGAAUCAAUAAUCUAAAGAGUGAGUUGAGUCGACAGAAACUUCAUACCCAAGAGCUGCUUUCUCAGCUGGAAAUGGCAAAUGAAAAGGUAGUUGAGAAUGAAAAGCUAAUUCUAGAGCAUCGAGAAAAAGCCAACAGACUUCAGAGGCGCCUAAGUCAGGCAGAAGAGAGAGCUGCUUCAGCUUCCCAGCAGCAUAACUUGGAACAUUUGAAAGCUUUUCAACCUAAAUGUGGGGAAAAAACAGGAAUCCGUUCAUGUUGGAAGCCCGGAUUCCCUGACAUAUGCACUAGUGGUUGGCUCUGGGAAGUAAGAGUCACCAGAGUCUGGAAGUUCUUCACUUGAACUUGAGUAGCCAUUGUACUAUUGGAAGCCAGAUGGCCAGAGGUCUCCUCUAGCACACCCAAUGACGAGCCCAAAGGGCUUCCGUGUCAUCUCUGUUGCAUCAAGAAGCCAAGAUGCUUCUCCUGAUAAUGUCUGUCCUCCUGCUGAUAGUGCUGCUGUGCUAUUCUGCAAAGGAUCUCGCUUAUGGGGCUUUUUCAGCGAAUGAACCAAGGAAGUACCCAUUUGUUUUCUGAAGAACGCGGAAUGCCACUUCAAGUCCUCUAUCUUGGGAGCAUCAGGGCCCACAGAAGGACUGUUAAACAAAAGCAUGUUUUCCAGUGAGGAGGAGGAGCAGGAAGAAGAAGGCACACCUAUAAACAAAACCACAAAUAAAGAAAAAUUACAACAGAAGCAAAUCCAUAAGAAUAAAAUUCUAGACCCUCAGUGUGGCCCAAUUUAUGUGAACUCCCCACCCAACAACACAACACUUACACCACCGAGUUUGUACAAAUUUGGUUUUUAUAGUGAAGAGAUGACCUGCCUUGAGAAUCUCCAUUCAAUCUGCAGACUCAAUAUGCAACAUUUUCUGAAACAGCUGAAGCUCACAUAAUUUUUCAAAAAACUGUACCUCCUCAAAUAAAUACAUGUUCCUCCGAACAAAAUAACUGAUCUGAUUUUCAGAGGGGACUCCAUGCAGAACCCAUCAGGUGGUUGAUGGCUGCCUCUGCUCCCUCUACCUGGUUACAGAGCAGCAACUGCACCGCGCUCCUCCACGGUCCAGUCUUCCGCCUCCAGUACGAGACUAAGAGUACCCAAAAAGCAGGGUCCGGGGUUUCUAUCUCUAAGUGUCUAUACCCUCACAGGGUUAUUAGGAGGACAAAUACAUGUAAACAUGUGAAAUGAAUAACGAAAUGUUUAAAAUAA
Molecule: messenger RNA, 3169 nt
Organism: Macaca mulatta (Rhesus monkey)
Lineage: Eukaryota; Metazoa; Chordata; Mammalia; Primates; Cercopithecidae
Source: RefSeq, a predicted model, not a curated record